AUGAAUUCAACAGCAGCGCCAGCUGUAAUCAACGCUGUAAAAUCAGUCUGCGCACGGUUCGGUUUGCCCGACGAGAUCGUUUGCGACAACGGCCCGCCUUUCGACUCUCAAGAAUUUAAGGGAUUUCUGUCAACUUGGGACAUAGUUCACAACCCUACAGCGCCAUAUAACCCAAGGUCGAAUGGCAUGGCUGAGCGAUCGGUACAAACUCUCAAACACUCAAAGCUCAAGGCAUCUGAAGACGGUACCGACCUCUUUCUCGUACUUAUGGACUACAGAAACACGCCUUCGGAAGGCUUAAAGUCCCCUGCGGAGCUACUAAUGGGAAGAAGGAUCAGAACAUUAGUUCCCACUCUUCCGCAGCGGCUGAAGCCCCGGUUUCCUUGCACCAAUGCCUACCGGCAGCUUAAGCGUCGUCAAGAAAGGCAACACGUUCAUGGUGACAAGAAAACCAGAAGUCUCCAACCACUGCGGAUCAACCAGAAUGUCUGGGUCAAGCACCAGGAUAAGUGGGUACCCGCUAUCGUUACACAAGUGGGACCUCAGAAGAGGACUUACACAGUUCGUACAGAAAGUGGAACUGUGUAUAGGCGCAACAGAUUUCACCUGAAACCCGCAUAUGGCCGGACAUACCCGUUAGAGGACAGCACGAAACAAUCGUCAGCAGAAGACUAUGGCUAUGGCUAUCCUCAGGAUCAGCAACAGCAUGAUGAUAAUGCGGCAUCGGCACCUGCAAUGGCUGCUCUUACGAAAAAGCUGCAGAAGGACAGCUCCAAGUACGACAACUUUCGCUCGUGA
This is a messenger RNA of Ornithodoros turicata, 798 nucleotides long. RefSeq lists its product as uncharacterized. Gene Ontology annotation, molecular function: nucleic acid binding. NCBI's taxonomy places the organism in Eukaryota, Metazoa, Arthropoda, Arachnida, Ixodida, Argasidae. The coding region runs from base 1 to 798 and encodes 265 amino acids. The transcript has 2 exons. Gene Ontology annotation, biological process: DNA integration. The record is from RefSeq and is a predicted model, not a curated record.